Molecule: messenger RNA, 9198 nt
Organism: Suillus clintonianus
Lineage: Eukaryota; Fungi; Basidiomycota; Agaricomycetes; Boletales; Suillaceae
Exons: 6
Coding region: 1-9198 (3065 amino acids)
Source: RefSeq, a predicted model, not a curated record
AUGUCCGUCGCCUCAGAAUCUACCAAGAUUGAUGCCUUGGAGUAUAUUAUCACCCACAUCUUUUGUCCUAUCAAAUUACCGCAGCACACCGAUUAUACCCUUGAAAAGGAUCGCUCCCUCCUUGACGUCGUGCUAGGCUCGGCUCACAAAUUUGCGAGUUCUUUGCCUGGUGACGAGGAGGAGCAGUGGAGUCCUUUGUUGAAGAUGCUGGAGAGUCUUGCAGUUUCAAUUACUUCUCCUUCCAUGGCCAAGGACGUCUUUGAGUCGCAAAUUAGGUCCAUGCAAGCAGGAGAUAUCAUCGCAUUUCUGAUUCGGGCACAAAAUGCUGCUGUGGUGCUUCGUAGACUCGACGCGAAAACCAUCUUUGAAUCUUUCGAGGUUUCUCCACCUGCGCCUGCCGUCAUGGCGGCAAAGGGGAAGCUCCUGUGUUCGUAUCCAGGGCCCGCAAUCGCUGUGCCAAACUCAGUCAUGGAUGACCCUACCUUUCCUCCCGAAUUGGCGAACUUUCUCUCGCACAUGAACCAUGAUCUGUUAGGUCCGGCAGAAACUAACACCACCGCACAUCCUCGCCAUAUCACCCAGCUUCUCACCGACAUCCUUCGUGCCUUUGGCGAGCCAGCUGACAUCCCUCGCAUUCGAAAACGUAUAGGCGAUGAUGUCUCGCAGUCCAAUGCCACGCCUCCUUGGCGAAGAUCAUCCCUUUGGCUUGUCAUACGGGUUGUAUUGCAGACAUCCCUCGAGCGCACCAGCCUUGGACGAGACGGUUACAAGGCUUUCAUGGCUUCGCUCACGACGGACCUUGUAUCUAAAGCCCUUGAGGGGGAUAUAUCGAGCGAUUUGCUCUACUUCAUGUCCACUAAAAUCAGUCGACGCUUGAUCAAGCUUCAGGCUGAAGACGAAUUCUCAGCAAUCGCGAUGUACAAAGCUACGGAAGAUAUCAAAGACCGACUGGAGCUGCGCUGGAAGGAUGUUCAGGCAGCUCAAGCGGAUUCCUCUCAUUGGGAUGCCUCGGAGAUAGAUAUAACCAGAGACACCAGGCUCUCUUUGACCGGAAGCGAGAAGUAUAUCGCCGCUGCCUUGCAUCCUACCCAUGGCCAACCCACCGUGGCAGACUUUCAACCUCAUCAUUGCCCACGGGGCACUAUCGACGACUUCCUUGGUCCUGACGCUAACUUCUUCAAGAGAGCUUAUGCCGAGGACCCCUUUUUAGCGCUUUUUGAUUUUGAAUGUGCUAUCGAGCGGGACAUCGAUGGUUGGUUGACUCGUGUCAUUAACCUUGAUGAUACUUGCAUCGACGCCGCUUGUCUGACCAUUCAAGCGCUCGCUCAAAUUUAUUUCACCAGAGCGCGACUGUCCUAUUCCGGAAAUCCAGAGAAUAUAUCCAUCAUGCUGCUCACGCUGUUCGCACUCUGGGUUGCGCUUGAUCAGCUAGUUGUCAAGUCAAUCCCUCUCCUCAUGGAGUACUCUCCGGAGGUCCCAGUUACCAUUUUCAAUCGCCUUCUCCUCCAAAAAGGCGCUGCCAUAGAGCGACUCAAAGUUCUUCAGCAGUAUGUUGCCACUCGCACCCGCAAUGCACGCCCGGGCUUUUCUACCUUCUCGGAUGGCGCGGACAUGGACGCAUUCGCAGUUCGUUAUUAUGACCAAUCUGAGGAGCUGCAGUCACGCAAGCAACGCAUUGAAGACGAUGCACGUGCGGAGCGGAGAAAGCGAAUUGCAGAACUUCACGACACAACCAACAGGUACCAGUGUCUCACACGUGAACUUGAGUCUCUCACGUGCGACUACAUGGACUGGCGAGGUUGGCGCGUACAUGACAGUGAUUGCUGUCGGUGCAAGAAGUGGCAGGAGAGGGGCAGGCUUUGUAUUGAAGUUCAUGAAUGGCCACUUCCCGAAUCUGUCAACCGUGCGGCGGUAGUGACAUUCGAACUCAAUGCCCCCAUCGCUUUCAAGAUGUGGCGAUCUUUAACCUUCAUCAUUCUUCACGACAUAUACACCCGAGUUAACAAACAGAUUCAAAACAAGGUGCAGCACAGGGGCCUCGCACAUUAUAGACCGCUUUCGUCCUAUCACGUAGAGCACCCCGGUCAACGUAUUACGUUGGCCCCGGUGACAAAGCGCCAGGCCCACUACGUAUCCCUUCCAUGCACUGAAAGUGACAUUGCCGUCAAAAAUGAGCUGUCCUUUCGCCUUUAUGACACGAUCGAAGAUGGUUGGGCCUCUGGUUCUAUUCGAGAGACUAGCAUAUCCGAUCUUUGCACGUACGUGCUGCCGGAAGGUCCGUAUCACGGACUGCAACCUUACCUGUCGGGUACCCAGCACACCUCGAACGAGCUCUUGGCCAAUCAGGCUACAUGUCCAGCUGAGUUGACGCUUCACGAAUUCAUCGCUUUCGGGAGCCUCCGUAGCGGCAGCCUUCUACAAUGGAUCAACAUUCUUCGUGAAUUGCGAGCACGCACACUCACAUUUCGUGAUCCUGCGGUCCACUUACUGCUGCUCCAGGCUAGUUUGGAGGUGGGAGAGCUGUCAGCCGACGGGUCUAGGUUAUGGCAUGAUGAACUGAAAGUCUCAGGCUUUGGGCACGCCCUUAUCGACGAGCUCCAAAGCCUAAAAGUAAGCGUGGAAGCCAAUUGGCUAGAGGGCACAACGAUGGCAACAAUCUCUGCCCUGGCGUCCCGCCUUCUCUCAUCAGCAGAAGAUUUCAGCGUCAUCCAGCGAUCAUACAAGUUGCUGCGAGCUGUCCGAAACACAACCUUCAAAUGGGUGCAAGAACUAUCCAAAGCUCUCCGAGAAGCUGCAGACGAAAAGUCUAGUCUUGAAUGUGAAGCUCGCGUUCGUGAUAUGGCAGUAAUUUGUCGCAGCACCUACGACGUCGGUCCGAACGAUAUCACAGCACUCCUCCAAUCGCCACAGGACUUGGAGAUCUUAUCAUACUGCUCUAUUAUAGUGAGAGAUAACACGCCUCCAGAUUUACCUGCUCUCCCGCCAAUUCCAAGGUUACUUCUCGACCGCGACCGUCGGUUGUCGCACUUUUUAGAGAUCUAUUUCCGAAGCCAUGUGGAAGACGACCAAGAAGGUCUUGAUCGGGCUAUGAAACAUCUCUGGCCUGCAUACCGCCGCCACACGUGCUGGACAGUGCUUGGAUCUCCAAAUUCUCGGUGGCUGAGAUGCGAAACAGCGCCUUCAGACGAUAUAUCCUGCCAAACCAUUCACUUUGAUAUGUUGACGGGUCGUCUAUUGGUUGAUGGCAAGCCGUUAGCCAGGCUGCCAGAUCGCUUUUUGCAGCAUGCUAGCUACACCGCACUCUUCGGUCAUCAUGUGCUUGAUGUUUUCCCCACAAAAAUUCCCGGCGUAGAAUUUGCUACCAAAGCCGUUAUACGUGGUUUUCAGAUAUUUUUCGGGAUGCGCAACGAGGACGUUGUCAUUCAGUCGCAAUGUGAGAAUGGGCACCUCCUUGAGCUAAUACCUCGAAAAAAGCUCGAGGUAGACAUCCCCGCAUUACUGGUCCAAGAUCAUGUGCAUUGGCUCGACCUAAGCACUCACGCGAUUGAAUUUCGUCCAAUGGAGACAAUGUGGGAGCCGUCCGACAAAAACUGGGUAUUGCAAUUCACGGCAGACGGGCAGUCAGUCGCACAGCAGGGCCAAUCAACUCUUUUUGAUAUCCGCAGCCCCGCUUUCCGCAUGAUAGCAAAGACGCUGAGCCCACUCGAAGACUCGCCAUACCUGAUCGUCACUCGCAGCGCGGAUGCAGGCCAGACUGUAGUCAAAGUCGAUCUCCCUCGGUAUGGGCUCUCUUUCUUUACAGAUGGAGAUGGAGACUUGCAUUCGCGGAACCAGAGAGGCAUGGUCGUUGACGAAGACCAGUCUACUGGCACAAUGCUUGGACUUGUUAACCAGCUCGUUUUGCGUCCCAAAAGUCGACAAACUUACAGCGAUCGCUGCGUCAUUAUUCCACAAGGUGAUGUCGUAGUAAAGCCCGUAGGCCACCAUAUCCAGGUCACCAUCCAUCCCGUUCCUGAUCAUGCCCGCCAUCACUAUCAAUGUUACACUGUUGACGUGGAACUCUGCCGCCUCACGGGAAAUGUCGGUCUCACGAAUAAACUUUGGAAGGUGUUCUUGCACGCCGUGUGUAGCGCCCAUGUUCCAGAUCCGUUGACUAGACGCACCGGUGUGGAAGAAGCCAUGUGUUUGCUGCAAUCCGCCGCAUGCUAUUCCUUCAUGAAGCUAGACCCAUUCGACUGCGAGCUUCUAGCUCGGAUAGGCUCCCUGACCGUUGAAUCUACAUGGUACACCGAUUGCGGACCGCAGCAGGUCAAAUGGCAAGAUGGCUUAUCAUCUUAUGUGCAAAGCUGCGCAUUUUACCAUGCUGCCAGAAAUAUUGUCCAAUAUGCACGGAAGCUGCAGGCGCUCAGCGAAACGCCAGUUGAAGUUUGCCCAAAGUUUCCAGUACACGACGAGUCACUCCUGGAACGUGCCUCUCAGCGGUUCAUUGUCCUUUACUCCCGUGAUCUAGUCAAUUCAUUCUAUCCCAGCGAAUCAUCGAGCAGCGAAUAUACUUCCAGGGAUGUUUGUGACCCCUCAAUCGACGAUCAAAAGGCAUUUGAUUGCGCGCGCAUGGUACGCGAGUGGAGCACCACGCUUGAGCCUUGCCAGGCGCUCUACGAUGUUUUUGUUCAGUGGAGUAAAGUUUCUGGCGGAAGACCCAAUGUAUCCCUUCGAUAUGACCGAGAAUGGUUGAAGCCUGACUUGGCUGAGAGAUGGAUGACCGUCUACGACCUUUGCUGCUACGCAGACCGGGAGACUCACACAUUCCAACUCGCUUUCACAUUAUCAGCCAUGGCUUACUCCUCCCCGAAGAAUGUGGGACUUGCCGCUACCAUGUUCGCGUUUGCAGCUAUUCCUGAGUUCCGUGCAAUCAGCUCCCCCAACUAUGCUGUGUACGAUCUUUCUUUUGGGAUCGAACCCCUUGAACAGGAGCUCUGCCAUCACAUCUCUUCCCAUUCUACCUUCAGCAAUAGUCCCGAGGCAUCGUGGGCUAGGGACCAUGACGAAUCGUACGGCGAUUUCCAUACUCGGCGACGCAAGCACUUCCAAACCGAGUGUCUGCGUGAACAAACAGCAGCAGUUGAUAUCCUUCUUCGUUGUUGGCCUUGCUAUUCUGUUCCGCCAGACGCCCUGGAGUGUUUGAGCGACUCCCGAUAUGACAAGUCCAAGCUUAGCGCUACCCUUGAAGAGCAAUACUCAAACUGCUAUCGCAACCGGUGUCUGAAGACAUAUCUGGAUCGUGUGCAGAAUGUACUCGAUGAAGUGACGAAGACUUCCAUACCGUCCAUCAAGCAAUCGUACGCAUUCACCCCGAGCAAUUCAGAAGUUAUAUCAAUCAACACUACCGACCUAACCAAACACUUGUUCAGAAAGCCUCCUCCCGUCAUCAAAUUACUCCCUGAUCCACUCAAGCAAAAUCACGUUUUAGUGACCGACAAAUUUUUUGGCGGCGGGCUUGAUUCAUCUCCGCUGGAGGAUGUCAUCUCGAACUUCUCGCGAUAUCGGUCGGACCAGUUUGGUGUCCACUAUGCUGCACAUCUAGAAGAAAGCAUAAUCCAUCUCAAGAACGAACAAUCACCCCUCGCACCUCACCCAACCCGCUGGACAGUCGACAUGUUACAACGUCAUCAUAUGUGGUGCAAUAAACUCUAUAAUAGUGCUUUUUGCAGAUUGGAAGAGCAUCUUGCUCCUUCCGGUUUGGCGGAGGAGAGUUUGUUCAAUUCUGGGCAAUGGCCACGCAUCACAGUUACAUUUCUUCUCGGCCUUCUCGCCUCCGCGUCAAAGACGCCUGUUUGUGACUCAUGGAAAGCCUCUUUGACAAAUUUCGUCCGUAUUCUUCUUCGACUACAAAGAUCACGCCGACUUCUGAAGUUGAAGUCAGCUGGCGGGGACCAUGAGGAAUUCCUGAAAGAGCUGGCGAAUGACGGUCACCUGGGAGUGGAUGGUACGCAGGAAUAUGUGGACUGGCUUCUGAUUCAGGCAGAGAACCGUUUUCUUAUCCGUCCCAUGCAAGCCAGUGUUGCCAUCGAGAUGAUUUCCCCAAGCUCUGGCAACAAUACCGCCCUACAGCUUCAUAUGGGGGAAGGAAAAUCUUCCGUGAUUGUACCCAUAUGUUGCGCUGCACUUGCAGAUGGCAGCAAUAUGGUACGGGUCGUUGUGCUAAAGCCUUUGGCUGAGCAAAUGUUUCAGCUGCUCGUAGAACGUCUCGGCGGCCUUACCAACAGGCGAAUCUUCUACCUGCCAUUCUCGCGCUCCUUGUCCAUCACUUCCCACCAUGCAGAAACCAUCCGGUCACUAUUUGAAGAGUGCAAAGCCAUUCGUGGUGUCCUUGUCGCUCAACCAGACCACAUCCUCUCUUUCAAGUUGAUGACCGUGGAGAGACAGCUUUCACCUGCAGCCGCGGUUGAACCCUCAACAAAGCUGUCAGCGCUCAUGCUGAAUACUCAGCGGUGGCUUGAUAUGCACACUCGAGACAUACUGGACGAGAGUGAUGAGCUGCUUCAUGUUCGCUUUCAAGUUGUCUACACUAUGGGCGAUCAACAGCGCUUGGAAGGAUGUCCUGAUCGAUGGACCACGACACAGCAGGUGAUGACCCUUGUGGCAAAACAUGCUUCCCGCCUUCACCAAGAAUGUUCUCUCGGAGUAGAGUUCCAGCCAGGCGCUGUCGGAACCUUCUCACGUUUAAGAGUUCUGGACGUUCGCGCAGGCGAAAGGUUGGUCGAACUGGUUUGCGAUGACAUCCUUGCCGGCAAACUUCCAAAUUUUGCAUUCGAACACGUUCCAUCUCAUAUGAAAGCCUCCAUUCGCAAGUAUUUUACCCUCUCCACCAUUGACCCGCAGCUCCUUCGUGAUGUCCGGAACUAUUGUGCUGAGUCCAGUCUGUGGAAUGGACUACUGCUUAUUCGAGGACUCCUCGCACACGGCAUACUUUUAUACGUACUGAAGGACCGGAGGUGGCGCGUAGAUUACGGUCUGGAUCGUCGACGCACAAUGCUCGCCGUGCCGUACCGAGCCAAAGAUGUUCCCUCAUCUCGCGCAGAAUUUGGACAUCCAGAUAUCGCAGUCGCACUCACAUGCCUUUCGUACUACUACGGAGGCCUCACUGAGACAGAAAUGGUCCUCUCCUUCCGCCAGCUACUCAAGCAAGACAAUCCCGCAUUAGAAUAUGAGACAUGGAUCAAGGGGUUGCCUUCAGAUUCGGUUCCUGACAACCUGCGACACGUCAGUGGAAUCAAUAUGGAGUCUACCGAACAGUUCACCACAUGUUUGGUACCUCUAUUCGGGCGCAACAAGGCUGCCGUAGACUUCUUCUUGGCUCAAAUCGCCUUUCCAAACGAAGCAAAGGAGUUUCCCCACAAGUUGUCUUGCUCUGCCUGGGAUCUCGCAGAGCGAAAGUCUUCUGGAUUGCCUACUACCGGCUUCAGUGGAACAAACGAUUUUCGCUACUUGCUACCCACCACCAUAACCCAGCAUGCGCUAGACCACCAGCGCGGUACGAACGCCAGAGUUCUCAGUCACCUUUUACAGGAAGAGAAUGAUCGUUAUGACUCGCAUGCAGCCGGUGAAGGCGCUGGAGAGCUCCUUAAGGUCAUCGCGAAGCAGACUCCGGAAAUACGUGUCUUGCUUGACGUGGGUGCCCAGGUGCUUGACUUGGAGAAUGACGAAGUGGCGAAGAUGUGGCUGGACAUCAAUCAAGAUGCUCAGGCGGCGAUUUAUUUCGACAGGCAUGAUAGGUUUGUGGUGCGCACUCGGGAUAACGUCAUAGAACCAUUCUCCGCAUCCUGCUUUGCUCAGCAACUGGACCAAUGCGUAUUGUAUUUGGACGAUGAACACACCCGAGGAAUGGACAUCAAGUUGCCUCGGGGAUUUCGCGCAGCUGUGACAUUAGGACCAAAGGUCACCAAGGAUCGCCUUGUACAAGGUUGCAUGCGGAUGAGAAAGCUCGGCCAUGGUCAUUCAGUCAUGUUCUUCGCACCUCCAGAAGUAGACCGCAGCAUCCGAGACGUGAACAACAAGGAUGGCGAUGAGGACAUUCAUGUGUCGGAUAUCCUCGUGUGGGCGAUGACUGAAACGUGCUCGGACAUUCAACAUCGUGCUUCACAAUGGCUUCAACAUGGGAUAGAAUACAGGUCUCGCCACAGUGCAUGGUCCUUGUCCUUAUCUGACCGUAUCACGCCCACCGAACUUGCCCGUUCGUGGCUUCAGCCAGAGGCCAAGAACUUGGAAAACUUAUACGCUCCAGCUCAGAUGGACACAUAUUCCUCACAGGCGCUAGACGAAGACCUUCUGGAUAGAUGCAAAAGUCUCGGGUUGCGCAUUGCGCUUGGCAGUCGCUUGGACGAAGAGCAAGAGAGAGAAGUGGUACAUGAGAUUGAGCGCGAGCACGAGAUGGAGAGACCGCCACAAGUGCCAGCUGCUACCCAUUGCGCCGACGAAGACGUCCGGUACUUUAUCCAAACAGGCUGCAUUCCAGAUGGAUCCCCUUCCUUCAUUGCAAUUUUCGACACCCUCUCCACGACUUCAGCUGCUUUUUCGGGGAGUCAGCCCUGGUCACGGAACGUUUUUGCCUCAAAGGAUUUCUCCACAACAGUUCUGAACGUAGACCAAACGGACAGUUACAUUCGCCCAGUCAACUGGAUUCUUUCAAGCACAGGAUCUGGCGCGCCGAUGCUAGUCAUUGUCAGUCCCUCCGAGGUCAACCUCUUUUUACCCGACAUUCGGGCCAGUAAGCAAGUUCACUUGCACGCAUAUACUCCUCGUGUCAUCAAGAUGAUGAAGUCAUGCGAUGACUUGCGUCUUUACAUCACACCAUCACUCCCUACGCGAUGGAUACCGCAUGACACCCUCAUCAGCCAGCUCAAUGUCUUUGCUGGCCAACUAUACUUUUCUCAUCCGCAUGAAUACAAGAAGUUGUGCCGCCUCUUAGGGAUUUACGCUGCGGGCCAGGGUGCCUCUGAGAUUCAAAGUGAUGGGUUCAUUAAACCGGAGCACCGGUCUCCUGCUGCGGAUCGCGUCAAUACCUUCCAACAAUCGCCUAUCCCUAUGUUGAAGGCUCUUUUCGGUAUCCGCCGCAAGGGAAUGGGUUACUUGCCUACGCACGUUGGGAAGCUAUUGGGCGGUCGACGGUUAACCGGCGAAGACUUCGACGAGACUUGA